AUUUAUUUUUUAUUUUACCUUUAUUUAACCAGGUAGGCUAGUUGAGAACAAGUUCUCAUUUACAAUUGCGACCUGGCCAAGAUAAAGCAUAGCAGUGUGAACAGACAACAACACAGAGUUACACAUGGAGUUAACAAUAAACAAUAAAACACAGUAUGCCAUCUACGUUCAGCAUAUCCCAGGCAUUUUAACUGGGUUUCUCAUAACCGGGACACAAGCUUAUUCGGGUUAUUGUAAACGGGAUAUGAUGCUAAUACGCGUCAACUAAAAAACGGAAUACUAGAAUAUCCCAAAUAGUGAUGGAAUAUUGGUGUGCCUGUGAACAUGGUAACUUAUCAGGAAUCGACUAUAGGUCUAACUCACAAUUGAUAGUGGAUCCGGCCAUUUGAUCAAUAAUGUAUAACUGUAAUGUUUAAUACAGUAGAAAAUACACCCUUGUAGAAUUUAACACCUAACCAGCUGAAGUUUGACAUAUAACGUCCCAAGACAUGAGAUUUAUUUUUUAAUUACAUAAUCAAAUGGAAUUUAUCAUCAUACUCUCUCUACUUUGAAUUCUCAUGUUUUGACAACCUACGCCCUUUGACUGCCUGCUCCCCACACACACGCACACACACACCGUCAAACAAACACACAUCCAAGUAGGUCUUUGUGUAGGCGUGCAAACACACUCUGUGGCUCAAACAUUUCAACACACACACCUUCUCUUUGUAGGACCAACUUCUCAUUUUUCCUCGAGAAAAUAAGCACAUGACGCAAUAAACAAAAUUAAGCUACUCUUAAGUAAUUUGGCAUCUCUCCAACCCCACCUCUUUUUCAGUUAACAAAACUGUUUUACGAAGAAUUUGAUACUCUGAGGGGAAGAGAAAGGGAGGGGGAUAGAAAGAAGGGAGUGAACAGGAGGGAGGGAGCAAGCGAGAGAAAGGUGUUUUGGACAUGUACUAUAGUGCACGAGAUGUCAUUCACACAGUACAGGAGUUAAAGCAUGUGCCUUUAAGGUGGAUUCACAAUUUCAAUCCAAUCGUUUUCUCCAUGCAACAUAUGGGUCUCAUGCUUUUUUUAGUUCACCGUCACUGCCAUCUCUCACGCUACACUUGAAAUAGACAGCUGAUAUACAGAAAAGUAGAGUGAAGUGCAGGAGAGGAGGAAAGCUGAAGUGCGAGAGAGGAAGAGAAGGGUUGUGUCUUUCCGGUCUAUUUGCACCCAAGGACACCCUCGUGAACAACAAGCCCAGCAACCAGGAGAGACAGCAAGAGAACAACAGUUUGACUAUGUAAAAGCACUUCAUAUGCCUAACACUCAGUCAAACCUUUGUUAAUAAUCUAAGGCAAGGCCUGAAAGAAAGGGAAAUUCCGAGAGCAGUGAAGAUCAAAGCCUGACACACAAUCGUAGUCAGACCAAGAACCCCGGUACCUGAUGACGGAUACCGCUUUUCUUUUCUAGAGUGUACAUUUUUCUGCUCUAGACUUGUAAAACAAACCUCCAAUAUCUUUCAAGCCACAACACUGUCGCUGAUGCACCUCAGAAAGAGGAAGACAAACGUAAUCUGAGAGAUCCUUAAAACCCUUUAGGGACGGUUGACCUCUGUGACCCCUCUCACUUCUUGCCCAGUAUGGAGCGGAUACGGCUGAUGCUUGGGGCUCUGCUCCUCUCCCUCUCUCUGCCCAGUCUCCCUGCUCAAGAUAAUGCCACUGUCACUGUACCUGAGAAUGUCACCAUGGCAGCACCUAUUAAUGAGGAAGUCACGAUGGCAGCUUCUACAACGGAGGCCACCAUAGAGACAACGUCUGUUCCUGUGGUCAUCACUAGGGCACAGCCUGCCCCUGAAAUUAUCACCCCGGUAACUGCUAUUCCGAAAGUAACUUCUGUUUCAGGACCUACCACCGAUGCCAUCACUAUGGUAAUAACAAACCCUGAGAUCACCAGCGUUCAGGAGUCCACAUCUGAUGCACCAGCGACUACUUCAGAGACUGAGACGAUGACACCUUCCUCUGUGACCACUGAAGGGCCUAUAGAUACGACCACUCCACCUGGCCCUAAACCCACCCUCUCCCAAGACAUCCUUACAACCGCCUCUUAUCUCCCAACCACUUCCCAGGACCACUUGACUUCUGUUAUCCCAGUCUGGCCCCUCCACACCACCCCUCGUCUGACGGAGGACUCCACUUACACACCUGAACCUACACCUGCCUCAGAGAUUACUGUCUGCCACACAGAGGGACUUACCACUGCACCCACCUCCCCAUUGGUCAAUGCCGCCCCCGGCCAUGCCACGACCCCCACUACCACCCACACCUCCACAGAUCCAGACUCUACGGUGGCUGGGGUCAGAGUGGAGACAGGUCAGCCCAGCUUGUUAUGGGUCAUCAUCGUCGCUCUCCUGAUCGGGGUUAUAUUCGCGGGCGUGGUCUACUGUGUAUGUCUGGUCAUCAGACGAAAGAGGCAGAGCCGCACCGAGCACUUUGUGUCCAGCUUCCGGAACGGGAAGAGUUCCAAGCGGAAGAAAGGGGCGGAGGAAGACGCCUGGGCAGGGCCAGUGAAGCUAGGGGGUGGGGACGGGGAGGAGGAUGAGGGUGGGGAGGAGGGAAGGAGCCCAGAGGACAACAAGAGAGAGGGGGCUGGAACGGAUGUGGUGCUGAGCACAUUCAUAGCCAACGAGACUGAGGGAGAGAGGGGUGGGCCUGAUGGGGGAGUAGGAGUGGCUGGGAGCAAGGAGGCAGAGAAAUGGGAGGAGAAGGAGCCUCUGCUGUACAUUGAUGAGGGAGUGGAGGAGGGACAAGAGAGGAUGCAUCCUCCUUCACUUUCAAAAUCGAACCCAGAAAAGACAGGAGGGGAAAGAGGAGAGGGGGAAAAUGAAAAAGAAAUGGAGAGGGGAGAAGGGAAUGGAAAUAAAUAAAAUUAGAGUGAAAGAGGUAAGAAGAAUGGAGGAGCGGCAUUCUGUCUAACCACUGCAGUUUAAAAAUAGAAGAGUUUUCCAUUAAAAAGUUUUUCUAGGUGAUAAUGUAAAAGUUACAAAUAUGUUUGUACUACUGAAAAGGCCUUUGACAUUGUAUGUAUCUGUGAUUGUGUGCUCUGUCAACAUAACUCAGGGAAGAUAGAAGUGGUUGUGUGUAUGGUCAUAAGUUUUACCCCUGGUAUUUUGUAUGCUGUUUUGUCUUACAUUUUUUUGGUUUAAUAAAGUUUUAGAUGUG
Molecule: messenger RNA, 3188 nt
Organism: Oncorhynchus masou masou (cherry salmon)
Lineage: Eukaryota; Metazoa; Chordata; Actinopteri; Salmoniformes; Salmonidae
Product: mucin-2
Exons: 2
Coding region: 1610-2893 (427 amino acids)
Source: RefSeq, a predicted model, not a curated record